Molecule: messenger RNA, 2175 nt
Organism: Aaosphaeria arxii CBS 175.79
Lineage: Eukaryota; Fungi; Ascomycota; Dothideomycetes; Pleosporales
Product: P-loop containing nucleoside triphosphate hydrolase protein
Exons: 1
Coding region: 1-2175 (724 amino acids)
Biological process (GO): cellular response to heat
Cellular component (GO): cytoplasm; mitochondrial matrix
Molecular function (GO): ATP hydrolysis activity; ATP binding
Source: RefSeq, a predicted model, not a curated record
AUGAAUUUGGGCGGCGAGCCCGAGAAGCCCGCCCUCGAACAAUACGGUGUCGAUCUGACCGCGCGAGCCCGUGAUGGAAAACUUGAUCCGGUCAUUGGAAGAGAUGCCGAAAUACACCGAACAAUCCAGAUCCUUUCAAGACGAACGAAGAACAAUCCAGUCUUGAUCGGUGCUGCUGGCACAGGCAAGACCGCCAUCCUUGAAGGACUUGCUCAACGUAUCAUCCAAGGAGAUGUGCCAGAGUCUAUCAAAGAGAAACGUGUCAUAUCAUUAGACCUUGGUCAGCUUAUUGCGGGCGCCAAAUUUCGUGGAGAUUUCGAGGAGCGACUAAAAAAGGUCUUGAAAGAGGUCGAAGACGCGAAAGGCGGUGUGAUUCUCUUCGUCGACGAAUUGCACACCCUUCUAGGAUUGGGGAAAGCAGAAGGCAGUAUCGAUGCGAGUAAUUUGUUGAAGCCGGCUCUGUCACGAGGUGAGCUUCAAUGCUGUGGAGCGACAACCCUCAACGAGUACCGGCAAAUAGAAAAGGAUGUUGCUUUGGCACGAAGAUUCCAGCCGAUCCAGGUGGGUGAGCCUAGCGUGCAGGAUACAAUUUCCAUCCUCAGAGGUAUCCGUGACCGCUACUCUAUCCACCAUGGUGUCCAAAUCACCGAUGGCGCACUUGUUGCCGCUGCGACUUACAGUAAUCGCUACAUCACCGACCGUUAUCUACCCGACAAGGCAAUAGAUCUAGUGGAUGAGGCCGCCAGCGCCCUACGGUUGCAGCAAGAGAGUAAGCCCGAUGCGAUCCAGCAACUAGAUCGACAAAUCAUGACUCUCCAGAUCGAGCUGGAAUCCCUUCGAAAGGAAACAGAUAUCGCUAGCAAAGAGAGGCGAGAGAAGCUCGAAGAAACACUCAAAACAAAGCAAGAGGAGGUCAAGGUUUUGAUGGAGAAGUGGGACAAGGAGCGCAGUGAAUUGCAGGAAUUGAAGAGCAUCAAGGAACAGCUUGAGCAAGCAAGACUGGAACUUGAGCAAGCCCAAAGAGAAGGCAAUUUCGCCAAGGCUGGUGAAUUGAGAUACUCUAAGAUCCCAGCGUUAGAGCAGAAAUUACCGAAUGAGGACGAAAACUUGUCUGCCGCUGGACGGAGCGCUGACUCCCUGCUUCAUGAGUCAGUGACAGCUGACGACAUCGCCAACGUAGUCUCCAAGACAACUGGAAUUCCGGUGUCGAAAUUGAUGAGGGGUGAGAGCGAGAAGUUGAUCCACAUGGAGGAUGCCCUUCGACAGCACGUCCGCGGACAGGAUGAGGCACUCACCGCAGUUGCAAACGCCAUACGUCUGCAGAGAGCGGGUCUUUCGGGCGACAAUCGACCCAUUGCGUCGUUCAUGAUGCUCGGACCUACAGGUGUAGGCAAGACCGAAGUGUGCAAGCGACUGGCAGAGUUCCUUUUCUCCACAUCCCAGGCUGUUAUUCGAUUCGAUAUGUCCGAAUUCAGCGAAAAGCACACCGUGUCUCGGCUCAUAGGCUCUCCAGCAGGAUAUGUUGGAUACGAGGACGCAGGACAGCUGACUGAGGCGGUGCGCCGCAAGCCUUACGCUGUUUUGCUCUUUGAUGAGUGGGAAAAGGCGCAUAAAGACAUCUCGACGCUACUCCUUCAAGUGUUGGAUGAAGGGUUCUUGACUGACGCACAAGGCCACAAAGUUGAUUUCCGAAACACUAUCAUCGUUCUUACAUCGAACUUGGGCGCUGAUAUCAUUGUCGGAGACAGCGCGCUUGACCAACACGAAAACAAGUCCGGUGAAAUCUCUGCGAGCACUCGCGAGGCGGUCAUGGAUGUUGUCAGCUCUUCUUAUCCCCCUGAGUUCCUGAACCGCAUAGACGAGUUUAUUGUGUUUCGACGACUAUCGCGCGAAGCACUCAGAGAUAUUGUUGAUAUCCGCCUAAAAGAGCUCCAAGAAAAGCUCGACGAUCGACGCAUCAAGCUCGAAGUACCAAACGAAGCUAAACAAUGGCUUUGCGAUCGCGGUUACGAUCCCAAAUUCGGCGCAAGGCCGCUCAACAGACUCAUUGCAAGACAGAUCGGCAACGGUCUUGCCGACAAGAUUAUCAGAGGAGAAAUCAAAGGAGGUGACGUUGCUGAGGUAUCAAUCUUGGAAGAUGACAGCGGGCUCGUGGUGAAACUACAAAAUAGUUGA